AUGAAAGACAAGGGAGGACAUCCUCUUGAGUCAGCGCAGCCUCAGUAUGAUGUUAAAAACUUUUUGACAUCUCGUAUAGUGGGCGGGCAAGACGCUCCCGAAGGAUACGGGAAGUACAUGGUAGCGCUCGUGACCGGAUAUUACGUGAAGGCAUUAGUGUGCGGCGGAUCCAUCAUCAGUACACGAUAUGUAUUGAGCGCUGCCCACUGUAUCGAACCCUUUGUUAUUUGGGGAGAAUUAUUGCCACAAUUCAGGGGAGUAAUCGGUUCGCACCACUGGAAUUCGUCACAAUAUAUAAAGUUUUCUGAUUAUGACAUUCAUCCCCAUUGGGACUGGGGUACCCUGAAAAAUGACAUUGGCGUCCUUAAAACUACUGAGAAGAUCGUGUACAGCGACCGCGUCGGUCUCAUAGCUCUGAAUUUCGGAUGGAUAAAUGAUGGGGUAAAGAGCCGUGUCUUGGGGUGGGGCCGUGUUGAGGUCUGGGGUGAUAUCCCUUACCAGCUGCAAAUGUUACACGUGAACACAAUCUCUGGUAAACAAUGUAUCGAGGCUUGGAAUCAAGUCGCGGGCUCGACACCUCCGAUCCAACCCGAGGUCGAGAUAUGUACGCUUCACUCGGUUGGACAUGGCAUGUGUAAUGGUGACUCUGGCAGCGCCCUGGUGACGAUACACGACGUUAAACAAGUGGGCAUCGUGUCAUGGGGACUCGCUUGCGCACAAGGAAUUCCAGACGUGUACACUAGGAUAAGUGCCUAUAUCCACUACCUGGCGAAAUAUCUUUAA
This is a messenger RNA of Vanessa atalanta (red admiral), 783 nucleotides long. RefSeq names its product chymotrypsin-2-like. The transcript is spliced from 5 exons. Gene Ontology annotation, biological process: proteolysis. The record is from RefSeq and is a predicted model, not a curated record. Lineage: Eukaryota; Metazoa; Arthropoda; Insecta; Lepidoptera; Nymphalidae. Bases 1 to 783 code for a protein of 260 amino acids. Gene Ontology annotation, molecular function: serine-type endopeptidase activity.